Molecule: messenger RNA, 1521 nt
Organism: Seriola dumerili (greater amberjack)
Lineage: Eukaryota; Metazoa; Chordata; Actinopteri; Carangiformes; Carangidae
Gene: cfl1
Product: cofilin 1
Exons: 4
Coding region: 105-608 (167 amino acids)
Biological process (GO): cell motility; actin filament severing; actin filament fragmentation
Cellular component (GO): cytoplasm; actin cortical patch; actin cytoskeleton
Molecular function (GO): actin filament binding
Source: RefSeq, a predicted model, not a curated record
UAGGCGCGUUCACGUUGCGUAUCCAGUGUGUGAGCGCGAGCGGCAGUUGACCAUCACAGUCCAUUCAGUUUCUACCCAGACGCUGACAAGUCUAAUCCACAGCAAUGGCCUCCGGUGUGAAAGUGACCGAUGAAGUUAUCGCAGUCUUUAAUGACAUGAAGGUGCGCAAGGCUCAGGCAAACGAGGAUGAGAAGAGGAAGAGGAAGAAGGCCAUUCUGUUCUGUCUGAGCAAAGACCUCAAGAACAUCGUUCUGGAUGAUGGCAAAGAGAUCCUGCUGGGUGACUUGGGAACCACAGUCCAGGAUCCAUACCAGCACUUUGUGAAGAUGCUGCCCCCAGACGACUGCCGCUACGCCCUGUAUGACGCAACCUAUGAGACCAAAGAAACAAAGAAGGAGGACCUGGUCUUCAUCUUCUGGGCUCCAGAUAGUGCCCCCUUGAAGAGCAAGAUGAUCUAUGCCAGCUCAAAAGAUGCUAUCAAGAGGAAAUUUGAAGGUAUUAAGCACGAGUGGCAGGUGAACGGUUUGGAUGACCUCAAAGACCGGCACACCCUGGCAGAAAAGCUUGGUGGCUCAUCAGUAGUCAGCCUGGAAGGAUCCCCUAUAUAAAUAUUACCCCCACUCCUACGGCUUCGAUCGAGGCCUUUCAGACACAUCUGUUGGGUUUAGCUGUUCAUUCCAGUGUGGUUUGGAGAAGGGCAAAAGCAGAACCAGCACCAUUUGCGGGACUUUCUUGGGGAGGGAUAUUGUGGGUGGGUUUGGGGUCAAGUGACAGUUACAGAGAAAAAAAAAAGAAAUUCCACAAAUUCAGACUGUCAUUCCAGUUCAAGCAACAUAAAGGAUAUGAACAAAACACACACAAAGGAAAAACAUAAGAUACAACUGAGGAAGGAGGAUGAUGAUGAUAAAUACACAUAUUGUUCAUGCUUAAGGACAGGAUUUUCUUCUUUCUGGGUUCCAUUUGAAAAAUUGCAGAGAAAGGGACAGGCAACAACCUUUAGUUUUCCAACCACUGAAUCCUGACAAAUAAUCGUUCCAACUACAUUUUUUUUUUUUUUUUUUUGCCAAACUUCUAAUUAAGUUUUGUAAGUGUGUGUAGUUGAGACUAGGUGUAGUAUGAACUAAUUCACUCUUGAUUGCACAAGAUGUAUCAAAACUUUCUCUGGGGGAACACGGUUAAAUAUAUAUAUUUUUCUUCUUUUUUUUCCUUUUUUUUUUUUUUUUUGUUUUGUUUUGUUAUUCCAUUGUUUUUUCUUCUUGAACAUGCAAAUUCCAAAACUUGAGUGAUUCCUUUUUAUUUCCAGUUCUGGGUCAGAAAACUAUGGCAUUUGAUGUAGUAAACAGAACAUUCCUUGUACGUGUUAAAACCAGGAUCUCCUCAAUUUAAAAACAUUGGUGUUAUGAUGAAGGUCUGAUGGGGAGCGAUGUGUAUAUGAAAGACCGGCGGUCAGAGUUAAGACUGAUAUUGAAUGGUGGAUGUUUUGUAUCGUCUCCUUAUCUCUAAUAAAAAGCACUAAACUAC